AGGAAAAUUGAAAGUACCAAAUAAAUGGAUAGAAUCAAAGAGAUAACACAAUAGCCUAAUUGGAUAUAUGUCUAAAUAAAACACAUUUACUCUAAAAACUGGAUUUCUUGAACAUAUCUUAGGAGAACCAAGUAGUAGACAGAGGGUUCUUCAAGGGCUGGAGAUGUUCAAGAGGACCUUCUUCUUAUAAUAUUGUAUAGGAAGAGAUUCACAAUUCUUAAUUCUGAUGCUUUAGACACUUUGGUAGGCCCGCACAAAUGGUUUUCUGGAUUCAUGACUAAAACUAGAUCCUGUCACUGUCCAUAUAAUGUUCUUUGCUUUAAACAUGACAAAAUUCAGUGGAGAAACUAAUCCAUGCUUUUAUAUUUAGAUUUUAAGUCACUGUAUCAUUAAACAUUUGAACCAUUCAUUAAACAAUUGAAAGUUUCAUUUAUUCUGUUUAAAUUUACCUUCAGUGCUUCUUAAACUGAUAUUGGCAGAAGAUGAAAGUGGACGUAUAUCUCAGGAAGUAGUAAUAACAAAAUCACUUUAACAUCCCCAAGUGAAAUCAUAUCAUGUUGCCAAAACAAAGAUGUGCUGCUCACCUCCAGGUAAACCAGUAAGGAAGAGAAAUCAAGGCAGAGUAAGUAAAAGAAAGAAGCAAUAAAAGUGCCAAAGAAAGGGAGACGAGAGAAAAAACUAACAGCAAAGUCAAAAGUACCCAUUUGGAGAGCGCCCUAAAUGAUUCACAAGGGAACCGUUCAUUUUGCUUUUUCUGACCCACUGUUCUGGGAAUCUGUAAACCUGCUAAGAGUUCUGCUUCUGCAGCUGCACCGCUGGCCUAGGUCCUUGGUUUGUUUCCUCAUCUACAAAGUAGCUACAGUAACACCCUCCUCAGUCGUGUAACUGGGCUAACGUGGAAGUAGACAUAGUAAAUGUGAAAGAAUUUGGAAAAGUACACUAUUGUUAUGAGCAUUUUGGCUUGUUUUAAAGUCCGUUUCUAAGGUCUAAAGGAAAUGGAUUGGGCAUAAUUUAUGUCUCAUCCUUAUCACUAACUUCCAGCCCCCAGUACAAACCAAAAGGUAGCGCAAGGCAAGGCAGGCGGAACCUGGGAUGAAGGUGCUCGGCAGAGAAGGAAAGAUGCGGGCCACGCCAAGGAAAAUUAGAGCGAGCUUAGGGACUCACAGUUGAGAAAACAAGGAAGCAGGGAAGUGGCGACCAGUUACCAUAGCGACCGCGGUCGGGCAAGAGGAGGGGCCCUUUCGAUGGGUGCGCGGGCAACUAGGCUCGGCUAGAAACACACUCCAGGGUGCCGACUUCCGGCGGAAGGAGAGGCGGGUUCCGAGUUCUGGCUGGUUGAGGGCGGUCAGUGGGUUUCGGUGCCGGAGGAAGUUUGCUUAUCGGAGAAGGAGACCCGCUUCUAGUUCAACGGAUGGUGAUGGCUUUUGGGCAGAUACUUAAAAAGGACUGGUACAGCAUUCUGGGGGCAGACCCAUCUGCAGAUGUGUCAGACCUAAAACAAAAGUACCAAAAACUCAUAUUAAUGUAUCAUCCAGAUAAACAAAGUACAGAUGUGCCAGCAGGAACAGUGGAGGAAUGUAUGCAGAAGUUCAUCGAAAUUGAUCAGGCAUGGAAAAUUCUAGGGAAUGAAGAGACAAAAAAAACGUAUGACCUGCAGCGGCAUGAAGAGGAUCUAAGAAAUAUGGGACCAGUAGAUGCACAAAUACAUCUUGAAGAAAUGUCUUGGAACAAAGAAGACUGUUCUUUCUGUCUGAGCUGCCGCUGUGGUGGGAAAUACAGUGUCUCCAAGGAUGAAGCAGAAGAAGUCAGCCUGAUUUCUUGUGAUACAUGUUCACUAAUUAUAGAACUCCUUCAUUACAGCUAGAUUGGUUUGCUACUUGGAAUCCUUUAGCUGUGUAUUCAGUGGGAUCAGAACAGGCCUCUGAAGCUUGAUCCUUUUUUUUGUUAGCUGCAUAGUUUGCAAAGAUAAUAUAAAAUCAUCAAGCAAAGGCAACCUCAACUUAACAAAAAAAUAAUUCAGUUGUUUGCAUGUACUUAUAAUGUAUAAUUACAGGGUGCCACAAAAUGACUUGAAUUAUAAAUUACAUUUUGUGGAUUCUCACCUGACAACUCUUGUUUUCUCCUUGACACAAAUAAGAAAUUUCUUAAUAUAAGUAUGUCUCUUUUUUGGAUAACAGUAUUCUUCUUUCAGUAUUAUAGUUACUA
Nannospalax galili (Upper Galilee mountains blind mole rat) is the source of this 2205-nucleotide messenger RNA. RefSeq names its product DnaJ heat shock protein family (Hsp40) member C24 (gene Dnajc24). The coding region runs from base 1412 to 1864 and encodes 150 amino acids. Lineage: Eukaryota; Metazoa; Chordata; Mammalia; Rodentia; Spalacidae. Gene Ontology annotation, biological process: positive regulation of ATP-dependent activity. The record is from RefSeq and is a predicted model, not a curated record. The transcript has 5 exons. Gene Ontology annotation, molecular function: ATPase activator activity; ferrous iron binding.